UCGGUCUCAUACCCUAUCAAUAUAUAUACAGUAUAUUUUAUAUAUAUGCAAUGCUUCUUUUCCCAUCUAAAAAGCCUCACUCCGAUUCCUUUAAUAACAAAAGAGAAGAAGUAGAGUGAGAAUGAAAAGGGGAGAAUUAGUUUUCAUUCCUUUCCCAGGAGUGGGCCACUUCGUCUCAUCAUUAGAGAUGGCAAAGCAUCUUGUUACUCAAGAUCAUCGUCUUUCUAUCUCAAUAAUAACCAUCAAAAUACCAGGCUUCGAGCCCCCCAACAAACCCUACAUCCAAUCUCUUCCUUUCUCCAUCUCCGAACGCAUCAAGUUCAUCGAAAUCUCGGAAGAACAUAAACUUGAUUCUAAUCCAAAUCAGAAUCCCGUCCAGUUCCUCACUUCAUUCUUCGAAAAUAUGAAACCCCACGUUCGAAACGCAGUCAAGAACCUCAUCGUCUCCUUUUCGGAUCAACCCGACUCGCCUACGCUGGCCGGUAUCGUCAUCGACAUGUUCUGUACUGCCAUGAUCGACGUUGCCGACGAGUUUGGGGUCCCCUCCUACUUGUUCUUCACGUCUGGGGCCGGGAUUCUCCGACUUAUGGUUCAUCUCGAAACCCUAAGUACCGACCAAAACAAAGAUAUUACCAAAUAUAAAGAUGAACCUGAUGCAGAGCUUGUCGUUCCCGGUUUCGUCAAGCCGCUUCCGGUCAAGGUCUUCCCAGAUACGUUACUUGACAAGGUGGCGUGCCCUUUGCUCCUCGGUCUAUUCAGAGAUAUGAGAAGAACCAAGGGCUUUUUGGUAAAUACGUUCACGGAGUUAGAGUCCACUAUGAUUGAUUCCUUAGCUAAAGAUAACUCGAUCCCACAAAUUUAUCCAGUAGGACCCAUAAUAAACCGUAACCCUAACAACGACCAGAAUGAAAUCAACAUCGUGACGUGGCUAGAUAGCCAGCCUUCAUCGUCGGUAGUGUUCCUGUGCUUUGGGAGUAGGGGAAGCUUCAAUGGGGAGCAAGUGAAAGAGAUAGCCAUGGGAUUAGAGCGGAGUGGGGUUCGGUUUCUGUGGUCCUUAAGAAAACAACCACAGAAAGGUAAGUCAUCUGAGCCAGAAGAGUACACCGAUUUCAAUGAAGUUCUUCCGGAGGGGUUUCUUGAUAGAACAUCUGAGAUCGGAAAGGUCAUAGGUUGGGCUCCACAGGUGACUGUGCUGGCUCACUCCUCAGUUGGAGGGUUCGUCUCUCAUUGUGGUUGGAACUCAACCCUAGAGAGCUUAUGGUUUGGGGUACCAAUGGCGACAUGGCCUUUGUAUGCUGAGCAACAAAUCAACGCUUUCAUGCUAGUGAAUGAGUUCAGAUUAGCCGUGGAGAUUAAGUUGGACUACAGGAGGGGCUUAGAUGAAGGAACUACUGUGAUUGUGAAAGCUGAAGAAAUAGAGGUUGGGAUUCGAAAGUUGAUGGAGCCUCGUAAUGAUGUUAGGAAGAGAGUCAAAGAUAUUAGUGAGAAGGGCAAGAAAGCCUUAUUAGAAGGUGGGUCAUCGUACUCUUCGUUGUGUCGUUUUGCAAACGAUGUGAUUGAUAAUAUAACUUAAGUAAAAGUAUAAAUUGCUUGGGUUGAUUAGUAUGCAUAAAAUAAACAUUUCUUAUGAUUGUAAUCUUACUUAAAUAUAAUCCUACUUAUGAGGAUGCAGUAUUAUUAUUUUGCAAAAAUUAGAAUUGGUAUAAUAGUAAAUUCGAGUAAUAAGUUUAAGAUUUA
Messenger RNA from Humulus lupulus (European hop), 1737 nucleotides. RefSeq names its product anthocyanidin 3-O-glucosyltransferase 2-like. Bases 122 to 1573 code for a protein of 483 amino acids. Gene Ontology annotation, molecular function: UDP-glycosyltransferase activity. The transcript has a single exon. Lineage: Eukaryota; Viridiplantae; Streptophyta; Magnoliopsida; Rosales; Cannabaceae. The record is from RefSeq and is a predicted model, not a curated record.